This is a messenger RNA of Trichoderma citrinoviride, 2133 nucleotides long. RefSeq names its product kinase-like protein. Gene Ontology annotation, molecular function: protein serine/threonine kinase activity; ATP binding. Bases 1 to 2133 code for a protein of 710 amino acids. The record is from RefSeq and is a predicted model, not a curated record. The transcript is spliced from 4 exons. Gene Ontology annotation, biological process: intracellular signal transduction; peptidyl-serine phosphorylation. Lineage: Eukaryota; Fungi; Ascomycota; Sordariomycetes; Hypocreales; Hypocreaceae.
AUGAGAAAGCUGCUGCCCAAUGACCUCAAGGCUUCACCAAAUUCCACUGUUGUGGUUUCCGACUCUCCUUUACAGCAGCAUAGCUCGUUCCAGGAUCUUGUUGGCGUUCUCGAGUCUGAUGAUUCGAGCGAUCAGGAUGAUAUCUGGUCAUCCACCCACAGCAGUAGACUGGCAAGCCCAGAGGACAACCUGACAGGGAAAACAUCAAUCGACUCUCGCUUAUCUGGCUCACGCUCAGCCAAAGGGAGCCCAAGGAGAAGAUUAAGCCGCCGCAGUCGCUGGACCAGAUCCAGCCCCGAAGGGGCAGCGCUGGGAACCAUCGAAGAGACAGCGGCGGACAGACCGAAGCCAACCAUCGUUACAGUUGAGAGAGCGGCUGCUGCCAAGAUCUUUCUCGAAACCCACUUCAACGAGCUCUGCAGCGAGUUGCAGCGUCGCUCCAUCCGAUGCCAACAAUUUGCACACCAGCAGUUCAAAGAUGGGCUUUUCAACUCCCAAAACUUGGCUUCCGGAAACAGUGGUAUCAACUACAGCACGUUCUAUCACUCCGAGACCUCUCGCUUGAGGGACAUACGAUCUUUAAAGGCCAAAUGCACGAUUCAGGCCAAACGGCAAAACCCAAGCCCCUUUGCGUCCAGGUAUGAGCCCUUGAAGAUACUAGGAAAGGGCAGCUUUGGAGUUGUCAGGCUGGUACGCGAAAAGUCAGAGUCGCCAUAUACUUUUACGAAGCAAGUGUAUGCCAUGAAAGUCAUACGGAAAUCAGACAUGCUUCGAAGCAGCCAGGAGGGCCACCUGCGAGCCGAGAGGGAUUUUCUCGUUUCUUGUGAAGGAUCCAAUUGGGUGGUGCCACUGAUUGCGAGCUUCGAAGACAUGUCAAACCUCUAUCUUGUCAUGGAGUACAUGCCUGGAGGCGAUUUUUUGGGUUUGCUGAUCCGAGAAAACAUCCUGCAUGAGGCCGUGGCGUGCUUUUACAUUGCUGAGAUGAUACUGGCCGUCGAGGAAGCCCAUCGUCUUGGAUUCAUCCACCGUGAUAUCAAGCCUGACAACUUCCUUAUAUCCAGCUCGGGCCAUCUCAAGAUUUCCGACUUUGGGCUUGCGUUUGACGGACAGUGGCCUCAUGACGCCUCGUAUUACAAUUACCACCGAUAUUCGCUCUUGCAAAAACUCAAUGUCGAUGCGAAAGGAGACGAAAAAGAUCAAGAGGACGGAAAAAGCGUUCAAGCGCGGGUCGAGAAAGCUCAGGCUCUGACGGCUGAUCUCGGGCGACACGACGAGCACAACUUUGGAACUGGACAGGAUCUGGCUGUUGUCCUGGGAUGGAGGAAUACGUGUAGCAACCGCACGAGAGCCAACUCUGUCGUUGGCACAAGCCAGUACAUGGCUCCCGAAGUGAUUCAAGCACAAAACUAUCAGACCUACUACGACGGCAGAAAGCCUACGAAACAAAAUAUUCUGGCCCAUAAAGAGAGGUUUCGCUUCCCUGUCAGACCUUUGGUCAGCGACAAAUGCAAAGACCUGAUCUACCGCUUGAUCCAGGACAAGGAAGUCCGUCUCUGCUCCAAACGAUACCAAAUGCUUGACCAAAGCCAACCAGGGCAAGAGAUGCCUAUGGAUAUCUAUGGCCGAUACGUGUUCCCUGACGACGCCGAGGACAUCAAAGCGCAUCGAUUCUUCAGAAGCGUGCCGUGGGACAAUCUCCAGAACACGGCGCCACCCUUUGUCCCACGCAUCAAUAGCCUUGAGGACACCCACUAUUUUGACGAAUCCGAGCCUCUUGAUGAGCGAAUCGACUCGGCGACGGAAAAGCCUGGGCUGACGGACGAAGAGGUGCGGUGGAUUUUGCGAGAGUUUAGGCCGUGCGUACAGAACGUCGCGAUUCGGCUCAUCAACGUUCCAUAUGACUCUGGCGCUCUUCGCAGCAGAGACUUGGAGAUUGACUCGAUGACUGUAUUCGCAGAGGAAGAGAAGGAGCUCCUGAAGAGAUUCAUGAGGGAAUACGGGCGAAGAGUACCCAAGCGACCACGAGACAUCGUUCUACGAGACGAGAACAUGAAGGGUACGGCCAUGGAGGUGAGAAAGCAGAGCGCCUUCAUGGGCUACGCGUGGCAUAGCGUGAGGAAGAGGGCAUAUUGA